Coffea arabica (coffee) is the source of this 2421-nucleotide messenger RNA. NCBI's taxonomy places the organism in Eukaryota, Viridiplantae, Streptophyta, Magnoliopsida, Gentianales, Rubiaceae. The record is from RefSeq and is a predicted model, not a curated record.
UUUUUCCCCCUUUUGUGUUGCUUGAACUUGUUCUGAAUUAAUUUUUUGGUUGCUUGGACUUUGGACUUUGAUUAGAUUACAUUCCUGAUGUAUUUUUCUUUUGAAACUGAUAUAUUUUGGAAUUUAUUGUUAUUGAUUUUGCUGAUUUAUUUAUUUUUUGGUAUUUUUGCAGUUCAGGUUUAAGUUUGGCUGCUCUUCUUCUUCUUCUUCCUUUUUAGUUCAUGAUUUUCUCUCUUUUGUUUAUUAAGAUUGUCGGAAUGAUUGACUAGGCAAAGGAUAUAUAAUGGAAUGUUAUGAAUUUGUUAAGUUGUGUGAAUUGAGAAAAUAGACUAGUAUUUGGAAAUGUUUUUAUGUUCCGAUCAUUUUGGUAGUGAAUUUUAUGUAGUAAAUGCCAAAUUUGUUCCUGUGUAACCAGAAUAAGUGUGGCUUUUUGAAUUAAUUUUUGGGUUUAAUUGGAGAUGAUGGUGUACCAAAUAGUUGAGCAAGGGGUAGUAAAUGUCAUAUUUGUUCCUAGUUUCUGAGACUGCUGAUCAGCAUUUUGUUUAACCUCGGAUAAAGGGUUCGAUCAAAUUUUACAACAUAGUAUCUUAGAUUGCCUUCUUGAAACUGAGUUUGGAGUAUGACGAUAGCUCAUGGAGUAGCAUUUGUGAAAUAGAAUUUAAGUUUAUUGGCCUGGGAGUUUUGCGUUCUCUCUAAUAUUAAAUACUGUAAUUUUCCCAGCUUUUCUGGAGGUCUUUCACUUUUAUGAGCUAUAUGCAUUAUCACUUCAUUCCCAAGUUCAGUGCUUUUAAGGACUCGCUGUUCCUUUGUUUGUUUUAUCUCGAUUUUUUUUAAGAACAUUUAUAAGUUUUUGUUCGUUCUUGUGGUAAGCUAACAGAUAAUGUGUAAUGUCCUAUUCACCAAACGUGAUUUCUUUCUGGUUGUGUUUUGGGAUUCUGUUUUCAAUCAAAUAACCUUUUGAAUAAUGCAGCUUGGAGGGUUAUAGCCAGUAUUACCAUUGAUGAGGUCGUUGCAUUAGGAGUUGUUGGCCAUUUUUAAUUUGGACAAACCUCUCCUGCAGCCCUUGGAAAGAAAAAUGGCUACUGACCUUGUCAACGCUGCAACAAGUGAGAAACUCUCUGAGAUGGAUUGGAUGAAAAACAUUGAAAUUUGCUAAUUAGUUGCAUGUGACCACAGAAAAGCUAGAGAUGUAAUCAAAGCUGUUAAGAAAUGCUUGGGAAGCAAAAAUGCUAACACCCAACUACUAGCUGUAAUGUAUUUCAGUUGCUGGAGAUGCUGAUGAACAAUAUUGGAGACCAGUCCAUAAGCAGGUUAUAGACGCAGGAGUCCUUCCUGUACUUGUAAAGAUAGUAAAGAAAAAGUUGGACCUGCCAGCACGAGAGAAAAUAUUUCUUUUGUUAGAUGCUGUGCAGACGUCUGUUGGUGGUGCUUCUGGGAGAUUUCCUCAGUAUUAUUCUGCAUACUAUGAAUUGGUGGUGGCUACACAUCAAGUUGUUUUGUAUAGUCAAAUCUGUCUGAUUAUCUCUUUAGUAGUUAUCCUCGUCAAUGAAAAUCACAUGCUGGUUAAUUAACUUGGCUUUCAUCUGAUUCUCUUCUAUUGCCACUUUUGCAAAUCUGUUUUACAAAAUCCUCUUUAGUAUCUUAAAUAUUUGUUGAUUUUACGUAUAAUUUAUUUCGAUUUCUGAUCCACCAGGAUAAUGCUUCAAGAUGUUUGGGAGAGCUUUUCGAGUAUUCUUCAGAAGGCUGGAGCUGCACUGGAGGUUUUAAGAGAAGUACUUGAUGCUGUUGAUACUAGACAUCCUGAGGGAGCAAAGGAUGAGUUCACUCUUGAUCUUGUGGAAAAAUGUUCUUUUCAGAAGCAACGUGUCAUGCAUCUAGCCAUGACUUCUCGGGAUGAUAAAGUGGUUUCUCAAUCAAUUGAGCUGAAUGACCAGCUUGAAAGAGUUCUCAAAAGGCAUGAUGCACUUAUCUCUGGAAGGCCAACAUCCACAUCAAUUCAUGUUUACCAUGAAGAAACAGAGGAAGAAGAGGAGGCUGAACAGCUUUUCCGCAGGAUUAGAAAAGGAAAAGCCUGUCUUCAGCAUGAAGAUGAAGGCCCUCAAAUUGAUAGGUCACUCUGUCAGCUUGGAUCUUCUGCACGAGCAGAAAUACUUAAUCGCCCGCUUAUAUGGCCACUGACUCUGGGACCAAAGCAAGACUCUAAUGGAAGCAGACCGGCAGUUGCAAUUCCACCACCUCCCGCAAAACAUAUCGAGAGGGAAAAUUUUUUUCAGGAUAACAAGGUGGAUGGUGCUGCUCUUGCUAGUCAUGUUAGGGGUCUUUCUUUGCACAGUCGAAAUGCAAGUACUAGUUCUCGCAGUGGCAGUAUGGAUUUUAGUUAUGACAACUGUCAUUGAUCUUGUAUUUCCCAAUUUUUGGACU